This is a messenger RNA of Manis javanica (Malayan pangolin), 2684 nucleotides long. It is a transcript of the gene FASTKD1, whose product is annotated as FAST kinase domains 1. Gene Ontology annotation, biological process: mitochondrial RNA processing; regulation of mitochondrial mRNA stability. The record is from RefSeq and is a predicted model, not a curated record. Gene Ontology annotation, cellular component: ribonucleoprotein granule; mitochondrial matrix. NCBI's taxonomy places the organism in Eukaryota, Metazoa, Chordata, Mammalia, Pholidota, Manidae. Gene Ontology annotation, molecular function: RNA binding.
AUACAUUUUUUCUAGACUCAUUGUUUACAAACAUGCUUCGCCUAAGAGCUAUUUGUCCAUUUUCCUGGAGAGUGUUUAAAUUUCGACCUUUCAGUUGCGAACCAUUAAUUAGCCAGAUGAAUAAGUGUACAGAUGAAGAGCAAGUCUUUGAUCUUAUUGAAAAAAACAAAGCCAUACUUUCAGAGAAGCAAGUGGAAUAUGCAUUUAAUAUACUUUGGCAGUUUCGAAAGAGGAAAACCAACUUGUUAAAAUAUGUUGAAUGUAUCAGAGACCAUCCCCAGUUUCUUACUCUUCACAAUUUAACAACAAGUAAAAUGAAAUUCAUGAAUGAUGGUACCCUAGUGAAUGUGUUGUACAUCACACAACGGUUUGCUAUUGAGGCUUGUGACCCACUAGUUGAAGCACUAGUUGCAGAAGCAUGGAGAAGACUGGAAAGGUUUGAUAUUAAUGUGCUGUCAAAAUUUUCCUCUUGCCUAGCACAUCAACAUUUAUAUUUCAGUCCAUUAAUGGGAAAAAUCGCUGAUAUUGUAAAAAGGAACUUGGAUACCAUACAGGACUUGAGGUCCUUGUCUGUUUUGAUGGUCAACAUAUCUUCUUUAAUAUCACAACAUUUUCAAGAACAAUUAGUGAGCAAAACAGAACAACUUUUUGAUACUAUAGAUUCUUCCCAGGUCGACGUUGCAAAAAGAAUAGUACAAUUUCUUCGAAAUAUUAAAUGUAGUUAUUAUCCACUAUUAGAAAAGUGCAAUGAAAUGUUUUUAAGAAACGUGAACCACCUUGAUUUGGAGUCCAUCAGUAAAAUACUUUGUCUAUACAAUUCUCUACAGUUUCAUAGUUUUGGCUUUAUUAUAAUAGCUAAAAAGAGACUAACUGAAAUGAUUCCUCUAUUUGAUCACCCUGCUAGCUUUGUAAAAUUGUUUGUAGCACUGGGACCCAUGGCAGGGCCUGAAGAAAAAAAGCAACUUAAAUCAGCUAUAUUACUGAUGUCAGAUGAACUGACCAGCCAGCAAGCCCUGCAAGUAUUGGGAGCAAUGGAAGAGAUGGAAAGCAGAAGUUCACGUCUGAUUGAAAAAAUUGCUUCAGUUCUGCUUAAACAUUUGGAUAACUAUAAACCAGUAGAGUUAUUGAAGAUAACUCGAGGAUUGGUUUUUCUACAUUUUCACCGUAAAGAGCUUUUUGUAAAGCUUAGAGAAUUACUGCUUAGUUAUCUGAAAACUAGUGUCAUACCCAGUGAGAUUUCCAUCCUGGUCUGUGCCAUUUCCAUGCUUCCAUCUCCUCACCUAGAUGAAGUGGGGAUAUCUCAAAUUGAAGCAGUUUCACCACAUUGUGACCUAAGUGACCUGAAUGGUUUGGCCACAUCUGUUUUACGAUGGAUUCAGAGUGAUCACAUGUAUCUGGAUAGUACUACUGUGAAACAACUGAAACUACUUCAAAGAUUAGAUCACUAUGGUCAUCAGAGACUACAAAAAUGCAACAAUUUGAAUCUUUUAUGUCAGGAACUUAAAUCUUUAAAGGGAGACUGGUUUGCUGAGUCACUUCUUGAAGAGACAGUUGCUACUUUACAUCGUUUGAUGGAUGAAAUUAAUUACAUAAAUGUUGCAGGGAUUGCAUCUUUUGUGUCUAGAACUAACUACCUCAGUACUUCGCUACUUGAUAAGAUAGCCUCAGUGGUUGUUCAACAGAUUGAAAAGAUUCAUCCUUUUGCAAUCUCUGCUAUUAUUCUUCCAUUUAGCACCUUGAACUAUGAUCCUUCUCAAAGGGAUAAAUUUUUUGGAACAUGCAUCCAAUACCUUCAUUCUUACUUAAGUAUAUUGGAUCCUCUCAUGUUGGUGUUUCUUGGUUUUUCUUUGGCCACGCUUGAAUAUUUUCCAGAAGAUCUGCUAAAGACAAUUUUUAACAUCAAAUUCUUAGCCAAAAUGGAUUCUCAACUUGAAUUUGUCUGUUCAUCUCUAAAUACACGGGUCCAAUUCCGUCUCAUGGAGUUAAAUAGAGCAGUCUGCUUGGAAUGCCCUGAGUAUCAGAUUCCAUGGUUUCAUGACCGCUUCUGUCAACAACAGUAUAGUAAAGAUAUUGGCAGCAUGAAUGGAGCACAACAGGAGAUUUAUAAAAUGUUAACAGAGAUACUAGGAGGAAUCAAUUGUGUAAAAACCUCAGUUCUUACGCCUUAUUACCACAAAAUAGAUUUUGAGUGUAUCUUGGAUAAAAGAAAAAAACCUCUUCCUUAUGGAAGCCAUUUUAGAACUUCAGGAAUACUGCCAGAAGUGCACAGGGAAUCAAAUACACAAAUAGUUGGAUUAAGUCUGCCACCAGGAGCUGAAAGGAUUGCUUUGGAAUUUUUGGAUUCAAAAGCUUUCUGUAGAAACAUCCCUCACUUAAAAGGAAAAUCUGCUACAAAAAAACGACAUUUGGAAAUUUUGGGCUAUCGUGUAAUUCAGAUCCCUCAUUUUGAAUGGAACUCUAUGGCACUGUCAACAAAGGGUGCUCGGAUUGACUACCUGAGAGACCGUGUAUUUGGAGAAAGCAAAUCAUGAUUUUAGUUUUUAUUUAAAAUUAGCUAUCAUGGUGUGGCACAUAUGAACUUAAUUUUAAGUGGCCUGACUCAAUUAAAAAAUAAUAGCAUAGAACUGACUCAUUUUAAGGUAAAUUACAUACCUAUUAAAAUAAAUAGACAUUUUAUAAUGGAA